Pseudophryne corroboree (corroboree frog) is the source of this 2500-nucleotide messenger RNA. RefSeq names its product neuronal regeneration-related protein-like. NCBI's taxonomy places the organism in Eukaryota, Metazoa, Chordata, Amphibia, Anura, Myobatrachidae. The record is from RefSeq and is a predicted model, not a curated record. The coding region runs from base 442 to 687 and encodes 81 amino acids. The transcript has 4 exons.
GGGAUGCAAAGGAGGAGCUGCGCCCUGGGAAGGGCUGGGCUGCAGGCGGCGGCUGUACCCGGGAUUGGCUGGGAGGCUCUGGCUGCCAGACACUGGGGGGACUUUGAGUUGCAGAUUAUUGCAGACUAAGCAGUCUGGCUCUGCAGUAGCAAAAGCGGAGGCUCUGUGGGAAUCCGGCCAGGGACCAUGAAAAUCAGCUCAUUAAUUCCGAAUAUUCAUCAUAGGUGAAGCCUUGCCUUGCAGAGAGGAGAGGCAGACACAAUACCUCCUUACCUCCCUUCCCCUCACAGGGCUGCACUUCUUCCUAGAAGUACUAGCACUACUCUCCAGGAGAGAUCCCCUCACAGCACAAUGCCCCCUUUACAAUCAGCUGUGUGCUAACUAUGUAGAAGUAAGGAGAGAGUGGGAGCAGGGCGGCCGCCUAUUGUUCUCCUUGUGGUUAUGACCACAAUGCAGUCUCUGAACUGCUGCCAUGUUGUUAGAAUGGAAUACCAUCCACAUUUAACAACCUAUGGUACAGGAGGCCCAUGUGACACCACAAUGGCAGAUGGAAGAUUCCCUAAGGAAUCUCUCCAUCUGCCCAGAGGGGUCAACCACAAAGAGGACAAUAAGGCAAAAAGAUCCCUGACUCCAGAAAAUGGCUGCGGUCUUCAUUUCACUGAAAUUAAUUACCUCUUCCUUUUUUAAUCAUAUCUCUUCCAUGUGUAGUACAUUUGGUUUAUGGUUGUUGAUACGCUCAUGAUGUUAUAUAUUGGGAAUUGUUCCUGUGUAAAUCAUCAAGUGUAAGAAUAUAUGGGACUCUGAGCCUUGCUUAAGAGAAUGGUCACUGUCAAAGUUGUACCAUAACUCAGUUUAUACAGUCUAGAUCAGGUGAAUCUCUUCACACUGUGAAUCCAUGUUUACAUACAGUACAGGUGGGCCUUGUGGCCUGUUUCUACCACAACAACGUCUUCCUAUUCUCAAGCACCAGUGUUGACAAUAAACCGGUAACAUAAAGCCUUUCUAAUUCAGUACUAUUGCUUACACACGUAGCACCAGCCAGUUUGUGCAUGGAAACAUUAUUCAUGUGAAAGUGGCUUAUUUGUUCACUAGGAAUUGGUGUCAUCACUCAUCAGGUAUUUUGAUCGUCAGUGAUAUCAUUAGUUACUAGUGAACAAAUAGGCAGUCAUCUUGUGAAUACUGUUUCACACAGAAAAUGGCUGCUUCCACGAUGUGUAUGUGACAGAUGCAAUUUCAAAAUAAACUAUACUCUCAGAGGCUAAGAGUUCCCCUUAUAUUAUGUAUUCUUUUCAUCUAGAUGUAGCAUACAUGUUUACUUUAUUUUCAUCCAUUGUCUGUAUAGCUCUAUAUUUUAUCCAUGUACACUUUUUAAUGUAUAGAAAUAGUUGUUGAAACACAUUGUUUCCUUGUGGUAAGUGACAGAGAAGCUGCCACAGGAUUUGAGACACUGAUGAAUGGUGCUAUUUUGGACUUUUAAACAUGCUCCUUGGCAAGUUAGCUCUGUUGGGGAUUUUUUAUUUUAUUUUAUUUUUUUAUUUUAUUUUCAUUUUUUAAGAAGGUGUUGGUACAUUUUCCUGAUUGUUGUUCUUUAGGCAAGAUUGAUUUUUUUUUUUUUUCAGUGUGGCUUUUUAAUUAAGUCGUAUAGGGUAACUAGGAACAGGCCAAGUUAGAAGGGGUUUUUUUUUCUUUUUUCUUUUAAUGCACUUCUGAGUAGUUAUACCAACAAGCAAUUCUAGUGGGAGCAAUCACAAAAAUGUAAUUUUCAUAAAUCUUUAAUCUUUAAGCCCCUGUCCGUAUAUUUAAGUGAUAUAGCAAUAAAAAUGCACACACCUUGUAGAAAUCUUUCACUAUUAUUUUUUUUUCCAUCUUUUUAGAAUGUGCGCAUAAAAGAAAAGGGCAUGUUUUUAAAUGUCCUGGGAUCUGUGGCAGGUAUCACAUUUAGGAUUGAGGCAGCUAAUAAUUUUGCAUAUUCCCCCUUCCCACCCCACUCUUUUUGUCCUAGUACUCACAAAUAUAUACUUUUUAUUUUUAUUUUUUUUUAUACACUUUUGUUCUUGCUCUCGGUGACAAAAUAAAGAAUCUACUUCUGAAAUGCUGUUGUGUUAGAUACGAUCUGGAAGGCCACUUUUAUUAUUAUUUAACUUUUUAUAUAUAACCCUGUCUUUAGCUCUUCCUUCACAAGACAGACUAUGCUCUGAACUGUUUUAGCCUAUUGACUGUUACUAUCUAGAUGCAUGCUUAGCCUUUGUUUUUCUUUAUCUUGUAAUCUAUUUUUUUUGUUUUGGGUGUCAUAUUGUAUGAGUAGAAGAUAUCAAAUGUGCUGUAUAUAGUAGAGCAAUUUAAUCAGUAUUAAGCAGUUGUGGCAUAUAUGUAUGGUUGCAGUUGUGUAUUGAUAAAAGGCAAGCUUUUGUAAUAAUGUGAUCUUUAAUGAUGCAUUUCAAGUACCCAAUGUAUUUUAACUAUUUUAGUAGAAUUUGUUCAAUAAACAUGCAAGCUCUAA